GCAUGCAAAGAUUUGGUACUUCAUCCAUUCCCACAUUCCACAUUGGUCGUUCACUUUUACAAAAUAAUUGGGAAGAGGCUAUCGAUUUGAUCAUGAAACCACGAUCCGGAGAUCGUCAGGAUCUUCAAACAGCAAGGCAACAUUGGAUAGAGAAUCAUGAUGCGAAAAAGGCAUUAGAAUUGUUUCCCAAAAAAUGUAUUGCAGAGACUUAUAUAUUAAAUUAUUUUACAAAAACUGGUCAAAUUAAAGAUUACGCUGGGGCUUUUGCGACGAUACCAAGAAAUUUACGUCUUAUGUAUGUACAUGCGUAUCAGUCAUAUGUCUGGAAUAGUAUAGUUUCGGAGAGGAUACGUAUAUAUGGUUGUGAUGUUCCGGUCGUAGGCGAUUUAAUUAUUAUAGAUGAAGAUCCGGGUGCGAAUAUAAAUAGUGAUGAUAUAAUAGAUGAUAGUGUUAUUGUUAAUACAGAUGAUAAGAAGGAAAUUAAGGUGAAAAUACUCGCUGAAGAAGAUUUAAAGAACUAUUCAAUAUUUGAUGUGGUGUUACCUUUACCUGGAUAUUCUGUCGUUUAUCCGAAUAACAUCAUAUUUGAGAAAUAUAAAAAACUAAUGUGGAAAGAUCGGUUGGAUCCACGUGAAAUGCGAAGAAGUAACAAGGACUUUUCUUUAUCUGGAUCAUAUAGGAAAAUCAUGGGAAAGCCAAGCGAUUUAUCAUGGAAAUUUUUUAAAUAUGACGAUUCAAAUGUAUCAUUGGCCUUAACUGACUUAGAUUUGUUGGAUGGAAAGUCCGAACCAGAAUCAUUACCAGAUGGCAAAAAUCUUGCAUUAAGAAUCAACCUUUCUUUAGCAGCUAGUUCAUAUGCGACUAUAGUAUUAAGAGAAUUAAUGAAAACUACAGAGAAGAUAGAAGAUAAAGAAUUAGCACUUACUUAA
Molecule: messenger RNA, 929 nt
Organism: Funneliformis caledonium
Lineage: Eukaryota; Fungi; Glomeromycota; Glomeromycetes; Glomerales; Glomeraceae
Source: the annotation of a GenBank genome assembly